Messenger RNA from Episyrphus balteatus (marmalade hoverfly), 1861 nucleotides. RefSeq names its product zinc transporter ZIP11 (gene Zip48C). NCBI's taxonomy places the organism in Eukaryota, Metazoa, Arthropoda, Insecta, Diptera, Syrphidae. Gene Ontology annotation, molecular function: zinc ion transmembrane transporter activity. Gene Ontology annotation, cellular component: membrane. Bases 510 to 1532 code for a protein of 340 amino acids. The record is from RefSeq and is a predicted model, not a curated record. Gene Ontology annotation, biological process: zinc ion transmembrane transport. The transcript has 7 exons.
AUGUUACGUUGGCUUGAAAUAAUUUACUAUAUUUUUUGUUUUAUUUUGUAAUAAAACAAAAAGUAAAUAUUUGAAAACAUUUGCCAAAAAGAAUCUCGUCUUUUAAGUAAUAUAACAAUGUGCCGGUUUAUGUAAUAAAAAUAUCAACUUAUGUGAUUGCAUUGUAAAAAAAAUAAUAUUAAAAACAUUUUUGUGUUGGAGUUUUUUUUUAUUGUGCGUGGGAGCAACCAAUUGUCCUUGGCAUUAGUUUUGUUUAAUUAAAACAAAUACACUCUCUUAUAAGACUGCCGCGGUGUACUCUAAUAGAUAAAUAACAAAAAAUAAAAAAAAACCUUUUGACAAAGUUGAUGAUGCAACGGAUUGUUUUUACUUUCAAGUGAUUUGUUUGGAAUUCAUUGUGUUUAAAGGUUACCUCACACAAAAAAGAGGUAUCCAAUAUUAUUGGCAGUUUUAUAUAUUAAUUUGUAUUUAAUUGAAAAAAAUACAAAAAAAAAAGACAAUCAAACAAAAUGAUUCCUGGGUAUGGACCAGUAACACAAGCGUUGCUUGGAACGCUUCUAACUUGGGGUCUCACAGCUGUUGGAUCGGCAAUGGUCAUAUUUGUCCGAGGAAAUCAAAGAAAGUCACUAGAUGUAGCUUUAGGAUUUGCUGCUGGUGUUAUGAUUGCAGCAUCAUUCUGGUCACUCCUAUCUCCAGCGAUUGAAUUGGCUGAAGGAUCUGGCUUAUAUGCCCAAUAUGCAUUCUUACCAGUUGCCGGUGGUUUCUUGUUGGGAUCGAUAUUUGUUUAUGGUACCGACAAACUGAUAUCAUAUUUGGGCAUCAAUAGUUCACACAUGAUGAUCUCCCUGACGCACUCAAAUAAAGACAAAGCAGAAAUCGCCUUGGAUGAUGUUCAGCAUUCAAGACAAAGUGUUGAUCGCACUUCAACCAAAGGAAUGCAAAGCUUUUCAGAUUGUCUCAGUGUCCAACACAGCGGAGAAUCGAGAAGAAGAAAAAAUAAAAUCAAUUCCGACUUGGAACAAAAUACUUAUUCAGACCAGGCACGUAUUGAUCAUGAGAAUGCGAUAUCACAAUGGAAGCGUAUUAUGUUAUUGGUUGUUGCCAUUACUGUCCACAACAUUCCCGAAGGAUUGGCUGUAGGUGUGAGUUUUGGUGCCAUUGGUACAACAGAUUCAGCCACAUUCGAAAGUGCGAGAAAUCUAGCAAUCGGUAUUGGAAUACAAAAUUUCCCCGAAGGACUUGCUGUCAGUCUGCCCCUGCAUGCUGCUGGUUUUAGUGUGCCAAGGGCAUUUUGGUAUGGUCAACUAUCUGGUAUGGUUGAGCCAAUUUUCGGAGUCCUAGGAGCUGUGGCUGUAACAUUUGCAAAUUUAAUUUUGCCAUAUGCUCUGUCAUUUGCAGCUGGAGCUAUGAUUUAUAUUGUUGCUGAUGAUAUCUUGCCAGAAGCACAUGCGAGUGGAAAUGGCCUUCUAGCGACUUGGGGAACAAUUGUUGGUUUCAUUAUAAUGAUGUGUCUAGAUGUUGCAUUAUCUUGAUUCUCAUCUACCACCAAUCAAACCGAACGAGUCUGGAUGAGAAAAUAUGAAACGUGUAUUCUAACUGAGAGACUCAUACCUACGCCAUUUGUUAAUUUACUAUUCUAGAUGUCUUAUUUAAAUAAUUUUAUUACCAUUUUACCAAAAUAAGAAAAAAACACAAUCAAUACUUAAAUGAGAAAAAAAAUACUGCUUUCUUUCAUCUUACAAGAACAAAAAAAAAAAAAAAAUUCAAAAAAACAUUCUCUCCAUUUUUCCUAAACAUACAAAACAUAAUAAAUUCAAGUUCAUUGUCUAUCAAAUGUGAUUCUUAAAAUUACUUAAUUUUA